Amphibalanus amphitrite is the source of this 2130-nucleotide messenger RNA. RefSeq names its product venom serine protease 34-like. Gene Ontology annotation, biological process: complement activation; proteolysis. Gene Ontology annotation, molecular function: serine-type endopeptidase activity. The record is from RefSeq and is a predicted model, not a curated record. Gene Ontology annotation, cellular component: extracellular region. The transcript has a single exon. The coding region runs from base 22 to 1752 and encodes 576 amino acids. NCBI's taxonomy places the organism in Eukaryota, Metazoa, Arthropoda, Thecostraca, Balanomorpha, Balanidae.
CUGCUCUCCGGAGGUCACAGGAUGAGGACGUGUCAGCUGAUGUUGCUCGGUUGCCUGCUGGCCGGCGCUCUGGCGCUCCCCAGCACACCCCAGGGCAGGGAUGCCAGGAAACCGCCCCCUGAGGACAAGAAGCCGCCUCCUGAAGAGAAGAAGCCGGAACCUGAAGAGAAGAAUCUGGGGCCUGAGGGUAGGAAGCCGCCUCCCGAAGAAAGGAAGCCGGCUCCUAAGGGCGACACCGGCGUUCCGAGCCCGCGCUCUGGCGCCCUGUCCUGUGGCUCUCAUGUGGUCGCCGAGGGCUCGACGGCAGUUAUCGAGUCGCCCAACUACCCGUCCAACUAUCCCAACGACGAGGACUGCGUCUACACGCUCACCACCGACACCGGCAAGGACCUCGAGCUGAGCUGCGAGGCGUUCGACCUCGAGUCUCACUCCCAGUGCCAGUACGACUGGCUCCGAGUCAACGGCAUCAAGUACUGCGGCUCCAGCGGGCCGUCGACCGUGGCCGCGCCUCAGCUCGACAUCGACUUCCACAGCGACUACAGCGUCGUCCGGUCGGGCUACCGGUGCACGGUGACGGUGGUGGAGCCGACCGUGGUGCCGACCGGCUCGCAGCUCAGCUGCGGUCACAGUCGGCUGGCGCGCGGCCAGCACACUAUCACCGACGGCGACGGCGACUACAGCAACGACGUCGACUGCUACUACCAGCUGUACGCCGACCAGGCCGGCGACCAGCUGUCGGUGACGUGCUCGCAGUUCGACGUCGAGUCCCACUCGAGCUGCGCGUACGACUGGCUGUCUGUGGACGGCAACAAGUUCUGCGGCUCCAACGGGCCCAGCGGCGUGGCCGCCAUCGACCAGAUGGCGAUCCACUGGCACACCGACUACUCGGUGGUGCGCUCCGGGUUCGUGUGCGCUGUCACGGUCGGCGAGGCGUCGCCUCCGACCACCACGGCCGCGCCGCCGCCGCCCGCCGACAACUGCGCCUGCGGCAACGUCAACCGCGCCUCGCGCAUCGUCGGCGGCGUGGAGACCGAGGCCAACGAGUACCCGUGGCAGGCGGGUCUGGUUAGCACCGGCAACAGUCGCACCUGGUGCGGUGGCACCGUCAUCAACAGCCGCUACGUGCUGACGGCGGCUCACUGCACGACCGGAUCUUCGGCUGGCAGCAUCCAGGUCCUGCUGCGCGAGCACCUCAUCAACCAGGACGACGGAGAGAUCCGCUUCAACAUCGCCCAGAUCAAGAAUCAUCCCAACUACAACUCUGGCACAAACGCCAACGACUUCUCGCUGCUGAAGCUGGCCACGGCCAUCUCCUUCCCCGCCGACAAUAAGAUCGCGCCCGCCUGCCUGCCGACCGCCUCCAACGACUUUGUCGGCGCCGACGCCAUCAUCACCGGUUUCGGCACCACCUCGCCGGACGGCCCGCAGGCUACCACGCUGCGUGAGGUCACCGUCCCGGUCAUCAGCAACUCGGCCUGCCAGUCGGCCUACUCGGACUACUCCAUCACCUCUAACAUGCUCUGCGCCGGCCUGCUGGGCACCGGCGGCAAGGACUCGUGUCAGGGCGACAGCGGCGGCCCGCUGGUCAGCCUCGAGAACAACCGAUACUCGCUGAUCGGCGUCGUCUCGUGGGGCAUCAGCUGCGCCGAUCCCAACUACCCGGGCGUCUACGCCAGGGUCACCGAUGCGCUCUCCUGGAUUUCGGCCAACGCCGCCGACGGCGAGUACUGCAGCGACCCGGCCGCCAACUGAGACCGUCCGCCAGCGGCUGACCGUCUGAGGGACACAGGGAAGGGACCGUACGACAGCGGCUGACCGUCCGUCAGCGGCUGACCGCCUGAGGGACGCAGGGACCGUACGGUUUCACAUGGGUAGGCCAAUAGGCACUGUCUAGGUGGACUAUAGGGGCAUUGGGUGGCACUGGGUUCGAUGUGAUCGGUGGAGGAUCAGACCCAAACGUCAAAUGCACAUUGAAACGAAAGUAUGCCGAUUCUCGCCGUUUCCCCUCACUUAUCCAGCUUGGUGAUGAAAAAAGGUAUAUUGUUUUGUUGUAGUUGCAAAAAUAAAGCUGUUCUAGACAUUGAUGGCUGUAAUUGUUGUAAUUGGUUUUGCUUGAAUAAAGAGGCCGUU